UUUCAGCGCAAAAAUUCCGUCAAACAACUAAGAAUGGAGGGAGUGAUGGAGAAUGUGGGUGGUUUGAUGCAGAAUAUACGGAGAAGACAUAUGAGUAUUACGGAAAUGACUGAAGAAUCUGUACGUCUUGGUGUGGCACAAAUGGAUACUGGUUUUAAAAAAAUCAAGGAAAUGUCAAUAAUGGUAUUGGAGACGGGCCUACGCCUACCGGGACUCUUAUUCAUUGAAUUACUUUGGAGAUAUCAAGGAUUCUCAUUUGAAGAUAUUUCUGAUGAUAUGAUGAAACAAACUCCACUUUCAUAUUUUGACAUUCCAACUAUGCUGGAUUUCGUGCAUCGACGGAAUUUUGAUCAUCACGCCGCAAUCAUUUUGAGUUAUUUUGUGAUCUUCAUUAGUUUGAUGUUUCUAACACUUCCACUAAGCCGUCUCAUUCGAAUGUAUUCUCAUUUUCUGUCGGUAUUCCUUUUUGGAGUUGCAUACAAACUCUCUGCAAUCUAUGUGGAUUUGGAAAUGAAAACUGGAGAGGAAGAGUUGAAAUUGGAUGGUCUUAUCAAAUUGGAACGACAUGGUUUUCACUUUUUGGCUCAGAUGCUCCUAGUAGUGCUUCAGUCCAUGUUGCUCGAAGUAGACGGUGAGCCGUGGCGAGUUGCCUUGCCAGUUUUUGCGCUUCCGAUUGUUGCAAGAAUGUGUGGAUGUCCAAUGGAUAAACUCAAAAAUGCCCAUAACUAUGCUUGUACUGGUACCAUGAUCUUCAUUGCCACGUACAUGUUGUAUCGUGCACCAUCUCUGAUAAAGUCAACGAAAACUGCUCUCAGACAGAUCAAAGCAGUGUUUAUGGUUCAUGGAUUGGCUGAUGGAGUUGCAGUUUUGUGGAGAAAACUUCGAAUUCUAGAGUUGCUCACUUUCACGUGGAUCACCAUGUUCUUGAUGGUUCUUUAUGUUGAACUUAUUGAUAAGGGACGUACAUGGUCAGAAGUUGGUCGAAUUCUUUUGACUGGUGUUGCAGAGACAACAAAUACUCCGAUUACUUUGGCGGCUCUCGCUGUUUCAGUUUCAUACGUGUGUAAAUGGAUUGCAGAUUUGACGAAGUUGAUCACUGGGGGAACGAGAAGUCAUGGACAUGUACUUGCACAUUCUGGAUACACCGAAGCAGUCUCAGUUGUGAUAUUGUGCAUUCAAACAGGAUUCCUCGGAAUGCAAGUUGAACAGAAAACGAUUCUCCUUGCACUCGUUCUCUACAUCGUCAUCUCUGCCCUCCUUCAGUCACUUUUCGAGAUUAUAGAAGUCGUUCUUCUGAAUCUUCCAUCCUCACCAACUGCCUCAAGAGCCAGACAUGCUAGAUGCAUUUGUAUUGCUCUAUUACUGGUAGUUAUUCCAUUCUUCACCACAAAAACCAUGUUGGCACUUCUUCCAAUUGAUAUCUAUACUGCUAUUAUCAUAGCUAACAGUGCGACGGUCACCGCUCGUGCAAUUGGUGUCAUUCUAAAGUAUAUCGUGUUAAUUGUGGAGACAAAAUCCGAAGAGCCAUGGGAAGGAAUUGAUGAUUUAACUUAUUACAUUGACUGUGCCAAUAAAGGAAUCGAGUUGCUCGCCGCAAAAGUUGUCAUGGUAUUUGGUUGUAUGCAAGUCGUGAAAGUUGGUUUCAGUUUUGCCACAUUUGCCAUAUUGUUGUUCCAUGUCAUUGUCAACAUUUAUAAGAGAUUGGAGCACACUGUGAGCUUUAUCAAAAACAGAAAUGCUGCAGUCAAGAAUAUAAAUCGACUUUCAAAAGCGGACGUUGUUCAACUUAGAGAAAGAGAAGAUGUUUGCGCGAUUUGCUUUAUCGAAAUGAAAGAAGAAGCCCGAAUCACGCCGUGCAAACAUUAUUUCCAUGGACCUUGUCUUCGGAAAUGGCUUGCUGUCAAGAUGGUCUGCCCACUGUGCUACACGUACAUGAAAGAGGAUGAUUUCGACAGUAAAUCAUCAUCCUCGGGCACAUUGAACGAAGUACAACAGAACGAAGAAGGUGCUGCAGUCGAAGAGAAUCCAGAGAAUCCUGAAGAACAGCCAGAGGCACCAAAUGCGGAGAGAGCUCCCGGAGAUAUGUUUGAUUGGGAUGAUCUAUUCGGUUUCCGUGCGGAACGUGAAACUCGAAAUCGAAAUGAGCAAAGGAUUCAUGGGGCAAGAGAUAUGUGGCCUCUUCUCGUUGAUAAUGACGCCUACGAGAGUGAUUCGGAUGCUGGUUCGGAGGAGUUGGUCAUAGAGGAAGAAAAUAAUAAUUAAACUUUUAAAAAAUUGUUCAUUAUAUUAAUCUUAUUCCAAAUGUGCACACGCGGGUUGUGUACACGGGAAAUUGCACGUGUAUAUAAUAUAUUGUUUAAAUUGCCGGCAUUUGCUCAAUACUUGCUCGGGUUUUCACUUUCAAUGCCAAUAAAUUGAAUUUUUUACACCAUU
Molecule: messenger RNA, 2433 nt
Organism: Caenorhabditis elegans
Lineage: Eukaryota; Metazoa; Nematoda; Chromadorea; Rhabditida; Rhabditidae
Gene: rnf-145
Product: RING finger protein 145 homolog
Exons: 12
Coding region: 34-2262 (742 amino acids)
Cellular component (GO): Golgi apparatus; membrane
Molecular function (GO): zinc ion binding; ubiquitin protein ligase activity
Source: RefSeq, marked reviewed